Culicoides brevitarsis is the source of this 1725-nucleotide messenger RNA. Its product is annotated as esterase B1-like. Bases 7 to 1632 code for a protein of 541 amino acids. NCBI's taxonomy places the organism in Eukaryota, Metazoa, Arthropoda, Insecta, Diptera, Ceratopogonidae. The record is from RefSeq and is a predicted model, not a curated record. Gene Ontology annotation, molecular function: serine hydrolase activity. The transcript is spliced from 3 exons.
GUCACAAUGACAACAUCUAUCGUGCGAACAAAGUCCGGCGCUGUCAAGGGCAUCGCGAAACAAACAGAAUUAGGCAAGAAUUAUGUCUCUUUUCAGCACAUUCCAUACGCCCAGGAGCCAACAGGUGCCCUACGUUUUCGUGAUCCUCGACCAGUGACUCCCUGGAACGACAUUCUCGAUUGCACGAAGGAAGGUUCACCUGCCAGAGCCUUUGAUUUAUUUGUGCCAGAUGGUCCAAAAAUCGUUGGAUCCGAUAAUUGCUUAGGAGUGAACAUUUUCACGCCAGAUCUGCAUCCCGCAAAACCUCUUCCGGUCUUCGUUUGGAUUCACGGCGGUGGAUUCACUUUGGGAAGUAGCAGUUUGAUGUUUUACGGCCCGGAUUACCUCGUUGAGAAAGAUGUCAUUUGCGUUUCGUUCAAUUAUCGCCUCGGAAUUUUCGGAUUUCUCUCGUUGAAGGAUCCGAAAGUCGGAGUUCCGGGAAAUGCCGGGUUGAAAGAUCAAACGAUGGCUUUGAGAUGGAUUAAGGAGAAUAUUUCGUACUUCGGAGGGGAUCCAGAUAAUAUAACGGUGACGGGAGAGAGUGCUGGAGGAGCUUCCGUUCAUUAUCACAUGAUAUCGCCACUGUCUGAGGGACUUUUUCAUCGGGCGAUUUCAUUUUCGGGCUCUGCGUUUAAUCCAUGGGCUAGUGCAAGUCAAAAUUACCCGAAAUAUUUGAAGAAAUUGAUCGUUCAACUGGGAUUGAAGGAAGAUGCGGACGAUAAAUCCAUUCUUGAGGCCAUGAAUAACAUGGAUCCCGUUAAAUUACUCGAGCUGGACCAGAAAUUGAUUGAUUUUAACGAUGGUGUCUUAGGGAAUGAACUAAUGUCAAUUUUCAUCCCGCAAACCGAACCUUAUGUCUCGGAAAUGUGUUUCCUCCCAAAAUCCAUCCUCGAAUUGGGCCGCAAUCCAUGGAGCAAAGACUUGGAUGUCAUUUUCGGUGGAACUGCCAACGAGGGUAUGAUGCAAUACAUGCUUGCAGAAAGAAAUCCUCAUCUAGAAAUGUUUUUGGAAGACCCUACGUUGCUCAUUAAGCCAGAAAUUCGUGAAAAAUUAACCCACGAAGAAGCAGUUUCCAAAGGUCAAGCACUCAAAUCACUAUACUUCGUGAACGACGAUCUCACCGAGUGCUUUGUCGAGUACUCGUCGGAGCGUCUAUUCUGGCACGGAAUUCAUCGCGCAAUUAUGCAACGUCAAGUCGGCAACGGUAAAGGUCGCACGUUCGUGUAUUAUCUUAACAUUGAACCAUCUGUCGAUACACCCGGGUAUUACGAAUUCUGUCGGAAACUCUCGAAAAUUCCACAUAUGAAGGGAAUGAGUCAUGGCGAAGAUUUGCCACUUUAUUUCAAAACGAGUUUUGCACCAAGAUUCAAGCCAGGAGACGACAUUUAUCCCGCGCAACAAGCAUUUUUGACUUUUAUCACGGAUUUUGCGAAAAAUGGAAAGCCCAAUGGAUGGACACCACUGGAAAAAGGCGAAACGAAAAAUGUUAAGGCAAUGGAAAUUGAUCAAAAAUCACACGAAAUGCGAGAUUUGAAGAAUUUACACAAAAUUAGGGUUUGGGACUCGUUGUACGAUCCAAAAGAAUUGAUCUAAAAUGACUUUUUAUUGGAAAAGAUGACCGAAUAAUGUAAUAAAUUCAUUUUUUAAAACACAGAAUGAAAAUAAAUAAUGGGAUUUUCUAUGAAU